AUGCUCCUGCUUCUCCUGCUGGUUGCCUCCACCCUCAGGCUCUCCCCCGGUGGCCUGGCUGGCGGGGUGGGACUCCAGCUCACGGGGGACUACUACAUCGCUGGGUUGUUUCCUCUCCACAACGCAGACACCGUCGUCUCCAGCCAGCCCUCUCUGGGAGACUGCAAAGAAGGGCUUUCAAACAAACAUGGUUAUCACUUACUGCAAGCCAUGAGAUUUGCUGUGGAGGAGAUCAACAAUGGCACAACGAGCCCAGAUCUUCUGCCUGGAGUAACAUUAGGGUACCAGACACACGACACGUGCUCUCGGCCGGCCAGCACUUUAGCCACGCUUGACCUGCUGGUGCAGCAAACCAAUGGGACUCAGUCUGGACACCGGGCAGUGGCUGUGGUUGGGCCCGACAGCAGCAGCUACAGCUUCACCCCGGCUGCAGUGUUGGGUGCCUACCUGGUGCCACAGAUCUCUUAUGAAGCUUCAAAUGAAAUGCUGAGCAACAAAUUCCUGUACCCAGCAUUCUUCCGCACCAUACCCAGUGACAAAAACCAAGUGAAUGCGAUGAUACAGGUUCUUGUCAAGUUCAACUGGACCUGGAUCGCUCUUCUCGGCAGUGACAAUGAAUAUGGCCUCCAGGGCAUGCAGAGUUUGUCAGAGCAGGCCUCAGACUACGGCGUGUGUAUCGCAUACCAAGGCGUCAUACCAGGCUACAGCGAGGAAACCAAAGAACGUAUGAGAGCUAUAGUCCAAAACAUCAUCAAAACGAAAGUGACCACUAUAGUAGUUUUCUCCAGCAAGAGGAAAGUGAGCGGCUUCUUCCCCUUCGUCAUUGAACAGAACGUCACAGACAAAGUGUGGAUCGGAACAGAGGACUGGUCAGUGGCAACGCUAGUGUCAGAGAUACCCGGUAUCCGCUCCAUCGGGACCAUUCUGGGUGUGUCCGUGAAAUACUCACCCCUGUCUGGUUUCAGUGAUUUUGAGGAGCAGUCUCUUGCCAUCCUCAACAAAAGCCAAGGUUUGAAUGUCAGCAAAACCCUGAGCGCCAGCUGUCUCCAGAACACAGACCUCUUCACCAUGGCAUCUCAGAACUACCCGUUGUUGAGUUAUGAUAUGAUAUCGUCUUUUAACGUGUACAAAGCCGUGUAUGCCAUAGCACACGCACUGCACAAGACCCUGGGGUGUGACAUGGGCGCAUGUCAGCACACAGAAGUAGAGCCCUCGAAGGUUUGGAAAAUGUUGCAAACAGUCAGGUUCUCCAUCCGAAACACAUCAGUGUAUUUUGAUGAGAAUGGGGACCCCCCUACCGGCUAUGACAUUGUGACCUGGGUCUGGGUCGGGGAGCAGUGGACACUGCGUGUGGUUGGGGACUACAGCCCAGACCCACCUGCUCUGCAGAUUGAUUCAGCACAGAUACAGUGGAGGACAGCUGGGAUGGUGCCUGAAUCUGUGUGCUCCCCUGAAUGCCCCGAGGGUUACCAGAAGCUUCUGACUGGGCAGCAUAAAUGCUGCUUUGACUGCAUGGCAUGUCCCGCUGGCACUUUCCUCAACAAGACCGGCACCACCGACUGCCAGCCCUGUGAGUUGGACCAGUGGUCCGAGGCAAAGAGUGAGGUGUGUCUGCCCCGGACGAUGCUGUACCUGCCCUGGGAUCACCCUCUGGGCAUAGCCCUGCUCCUGCUGCUGGCCGCCUCCCUGCUGCUCACCCUGGGCACGGCCCUGGUCUUCCUGCUCCACCUCGGCACGCCCGUGGUCAAGUCGGCCGGCGGGAAGACGUGCCUCCUGAUGCUGCUGUCGCUCACAGCCGCUGCCUCCAGCACCCUUUGCCACUUUGGCCACCCGAGUGGGCCUGGCUGCCUGCUCGAGCAGCCCCUGUUCAUCUUCAGCAUCACCAUCUGCCUGGCUUGCAUCACCGUCCGAGCCUUCCAGGUGGUCUGCAUCUUCAAGUGGUCCUCCAAACUGCCCCGCUCCUACGACACCUGGUCCAAGAACCACGGCCCCGAGGUGGUCAUCACGGUGAUCUCGGCCUCGGUGCUUCUCAUCUCUGUGCUGCGGCUGGGCCUGGAGCCUCCACGCCCCAGCCUCGACCACGACUUCUACUUUGACAAAACCGUAGAGGAAUGCAGCCACACCAUGUCUGCUGGGGCAUUCGCAGAGCUGCUCUAUGUCAUUACACUCAGCAUCCUUUGUUUCUGCUUUAGCUAUUUGGGCAAAGACCUGCCAGCUAAUUACAAUGAGGCUAAGUGUGUGACCUUCUGCCUGAUGAUGUACAUGGUGUCAUGGAUCUCCUUCUUCACCUUCUACUGCAUCAACAGAGAUAUCUACUCAAUGGCUAUGCAUGUGGGUGCUAUACUGGUAAGCGUGCUAGGAAUGUUUGGUGGCUAUUUUCUGCCCAAGGUGUACAUCAUUUUAAUCAAGCCACAAAUGAACACCACAGCUCAUUUCCAAAACUGCAUUCAAAUGUACACUAUGACUAAACAAUGACAAAGCCACUUUGGCAAAGCAAAAGGGCCGUGUGACAAACUAAAUGUGCUCAAUAGAAACCAUAACAAUAAUUGGUUAACAUUUG
Messenger RNA from Clupea harengus (Atlantic herring), 2560 nucleotides. RefSeq names its product taste receptor, type 1, member 1 (gene tas1r1). Gene Ontology annotation, molecular function: G protein-coupled receptor activity. Gene Ontology annotation, biological process: G protein-coupled receptor signaling pathway. NCBI's taxonomy places the organism in Eukaryota, Metazoa, Chordata, Actinopteri, Clupeiformes, Clupeidae. Gene Ontology annotation, cellular component: plasma membrane. The record is from RefSeq and is a predicted model, not a curated record.